AUGUCCCAUUCCCAACAAACGGAGCUGCCUGAUCAGGUAGUAGCAGAUCUCGAACCAAGCUACAUGUCAAACAACACGACUCAAGGCCCACUGGCUAGUGAGGACUCAGAUAAGGAGAAAAACAUCGAAAAUGACGGUUCAGCACUUCCUCGACUAUCGCAUCGACCUCCCACAACCGAAGAUGGAUACGACAACCAGUAUAAAAUUGAGGAUAAGCCCGAUGAAGAUAUUCAGGAGGGUGUAAGAGAAGCUGAAGCUCUUACUCUUACCUGGACAAGGAAAUGGUUGAUCGUAGCCUAUGCCAUCAUGUUCCUCCUCUAUCUCGUUCGAGCAUUCGAGAGCUCGGUCACCUCUAACCUUGGUCCUUACAUCGUUUCCGGUUUCGAGGCACACUCCCUUAUUCCCAUCAUCUCCAUCGUUGCGGACAUCAUGGGGGCCGUCACCUAUCUUACCGUUGGUCGAGCUGUCAAUGUAUUCGGAAGAUUGAAAGGUCUGAUCGUGUUAGUUGGACUCGCUACGAUCGGAAUGAUCCUCAGUGCUACUUGUAACAACAUUGCUACAUACUGUGCUGCCCAAGUGUUCUACGCAGUUGGUUUCGCUGGUAUGAUCUUCUGUGUCGACAUCAUCACCGCCGAUACAUCGUCACUCAAAGAUAGAGGUCUUGCCUACGCUUUCACAUCAUCGCCAUACAUCAUCACUGCUUUCGCAGGAUCUAAAGCAUCUGAAGGGUUCUACGAAUCCAACUGGCGAUGGGCUUACGGAGGUUUCGCGAUCAUCCUUCCAGCUGUUGCCACUCCAUUGAUCGCAAUCAUGUUCUGGAGUAAACAGAAGGCGAAGAAGAAUGGGUUACUCCAACCCAGAAAGCUUUCCGACAGGACUUUCGUUCAAUCGUUAUGGUACUAUGCUGUUCAAUUCGACAUCUUCGGCAUGUUCCUCGUCGCCGGUGGUCUCACCCUCUUCCUCCUCCCCUUCUCACUCGUGUCCACCUAUGAAGACUCAUGGAAGAAUGGAGGUAUCAUCGCCAUGAUCAUCAUCGGCGGUCUCAUGCUGAUCUCCUUCGCCUUCUUCGAACGAUAUCUCGCCCCCGUACCUUUCAUUCCUUGGAAUCUCUUGGUGUCUAGAACAGUCCUUGGUACUUGCAUCUUUGACUUCAUAUACCUUAUUGCCUACUAUUGCUGGGCGAGUUACUACACCUCUUACCUUCAGGUCGUAUAUGACGUUUCGAUCUCCGUCGCUGGUUACAUCAGCAGUGCCUCCGACGUCGUCAACGGUGUAUGGUUAAUCGCCGUCGGUAUUCUCAUCAGAAAGACUGGAUAUUACAAAUGGCUCAUGUGGCCAAGUGUCUUGCUCUAUGUCUUAUUCACCGGUUUACUCAUCUACUUCCGAAACCCCAAUCAGUCCGUCGGCUUCAACGUGAUGUGUCAAAUCUUCCUUGCUAUCGCUGGUGGUACUCUGGUCAUCUGUAUGCAAGUCGCCGUCCUCGCUUCUGGUAGUCACAACGACUCUGCUGCGCUUCUCGCCAUCCUCAGCACAUUCGGCAAUGUCGGUGGGGCUGUGGGUAACUCAAUUUCCGCCGCCAUAUGGACUCACACAUUGCCCAACGCGUUGGCUUCUCGACUUCCUGCUGACACAAUCGAUCUUCUGGACGAUAUCUACGAAAGUCUCGACGUCCAACUGUCUUACCCAAUCGGUGACCCAACUCGUACCGCCAUCAUCGAGGCUUAUGGUGUUGGUCAAAAACGAAUGUUGAUCGCUGGUACUGCCAUCAUGGUUCUCUGUUUGGGAUGUCUCCUGUUCAUCAAGAAUAUCAAGGUGUCGGAAAUCAAGCAAGUCAAGGGUAUGCUUUUCUAA
Kwoniella botswanensis is the source of this 1851-nucleotide messenger RNA. RefSeq lists its product as uncharacterized. Bases 1 to 1851 code for a protein of 616 amino acids. Gene Ontology annotation, cellular component: plasma membrane. Gene Ontology annotation, biological process: transmembrane transport. The record is from RefSeq and is a predicted model, not a curated record. NCBI's taxonomy places the organism in Eukaryota, Fungi, Basidiomycota, Tremellomycetes, Tremellales, Cryptococcaceae. Gene Ontology annotation, molecular function: transmembrane transporter activity. The transcript has 4 exons.